Pecten maximus is the source of this 1150-nucleotide messenger RNA. RefSeq lists its product as uncharacterized. The transcript is spliced from 2 exons. NCBI's taxonomy places the organism in Eukaryota, Metazoa, Mollusca, Bivalvia, Pectinida, Pectinidae. The coding region runs from base 117 to 896 and encodes 259 amino acids. The record is from RefSeq and is a predicted model, not a curated record.
GGAACAAUUGCCAACAUGAUAUGAAUACGUCAUCAUGGUUUCUAAUGACGACUUGGCAGUGUUACACCUUUGGGGAAUAAUCAUCAAUCCUGUCUUCAGAAAUAUUUCUCUAGAACAUGGGUAUUGUGACGAGCUGUGAGCGACGAACAAUAUCUUUAUUCGACCCGAGCGAAUCGACUUUUCCGUGUUUUAAUAGAGUUGACCCUGCGUUCAAGCUAUUAGGGGAACAGCCCGAAAAGUGGAAAGGCCUCGCGGAUAUCAGUAACACCAACACAUUCCUCCGGAACCCGUAUGAGAAGGAUGCUGAAAGGGACUACUUAGCUCAUCAGAUACGGGACACCACCGACGUCGCCACAUUGCCGCCAAACCGAUUCCCCGUCCCGGCAGACGUAGAACUACCCAUUGAUUACCCGCUUUGGUUAGCCAACUUCAUCAACAAGAAAGAAGGGAUGCGAUUGAAGUUGGGUGUGGCGUCAUUGUCGAUGCCCGAUGAAUAUAUAUCUAAGGUGGCUGAGGUUGCCUACCUACUUAAAACACUUCACUACCUCAAAUUCACAUACAUGCACGAGGUGGACUCUGCACGUCCUCGAUUCCUGCUGUGGGAGGUUCAUAAAGGUAGGCGGGAACGCUGUCUGUGUGUUCAUAGACGUCGCCGACUCUACCCAAGGAUCGUCAUCAUGAAGAGGACAGAAACUUUCAAUAUUAUAGGUAAAGGGUUCAUGUUGAGGUUAUUUCCGGUACCUGAAAGAGCAGACCCUGACCAAUACUGCGCUGAUCGAAAUAAUGGGGAACUCCCAAUAUCUCUGGGUACGUAUACUCGUACCCUGGAUACCGUGCCCGCAAUGUCUAUCGAAUGGAACGUCCGCCUAUGGGCCUGGGAGAACAAUCAACCCUAGUCCGACAUUUGGGGGUAUGACCGAUGAGACAUGUAUGAAUAUGUCUGGGCAAAAAAAUAAAAUAUAAUUAACAUCCCACGUAAUUAUAAUCAUUCCUGUAUGCCCGAUGUUUUCUACCCCACGGUUCGUUACGAAAGCUGCAUUAAUGGUGUAGACUGGUUCUUCGUCUUUGUUUCUAAAUAACCAUAUGAGGCUAGAAAUAUUACUGCAGUUUCGCGCAUAGAUCUUUCAUGCAUAGGUGUCACUAGGUAGAU